Messenger RNA from Porites lobata, 585 nucleotides. The record is from the annotation of a GenBank genome assembly. NCBI's taxonomy places the organism in Eukaryota, Metazoa, Cnidaria, Anthozoa, Scleractinia, Poritidae.
AUGGAGCGGUCUGAAGUUCUAAACAUCGUGGAUACGGCGAUUGCCAGGAACAACGACAGUCUUGUCGAUUCGAUGAAACGCAUUUUAAAUGAGUCUUUAUCCGAUAUCAAGAGAGCCAUUUCCGAGUCUGCUGACUUUCAUCUCAGGGAAAUAAAGAAGCUGAAGUUUGAGGAGCCGCGGCGCUUUAAAAAGAAGGCGAACGAGGACCAGUACGGAUUUAAUUCGAAGCUGAGCGAUGUGUUAACCGAGACCAAGUCGUCGUGCUCGUCUCAGCACCUUGACAAGAUCAAAGAAUCACUAGAUAAAGAUUCCAGUUCAGCAGUGAGACCUAUUCCAACGUUAGAUGGGCAGUUGAGGAGUCAUAUCAAGCCAGGUUCUUGCUUCGCAUGCAACAAGCCAGGUCACUGGAGGGCGCAGUGUCCGUUGCUAACUUCCAAGCCACGUGCAGGACAAUGACUAGCCGGCCGCGAGGAAGGGCAAGACCAAGGUGUAGUUGUUUCUAAUGUUGUCGCAAAUUCUUUAAGUAACAUUUUUGAGAACGAUGUUCUCGAUUCAGAUCAAUCUUCGUCUGUUGCAACUUUAUAG